GCGGUGUGAGCUAUUCCCUGAGACGGUGGCUUGGAGACCGGGACCCCGGCGCUGAUUCACGGAGCCACCGAGACCCUCAGAGGAGCCGCAGGUGCCAUGGCGGAACCGUCCAGGGAUGCCCAGCAGAUCCCGCGUGGAAGCAAGGCUUGCCGCCGCCUCUUCGGCCCCGUGGACAGUGAGCAGCUGCGCCGAGACUGUGACGCACUGAUGGCCGGCUGCGUGCAGGAGGCCCGGGAGCGAUGGAACUUCGACUUUGUCACCGAGACACCGCUGGAGGGCGACUUUGCCUGGGAGCGCGUGUGGGGCCUGGGCCUGCCCAAGCUCUACCUGCCUGCGGGGCCCCGGGAUGACCUGGGAGGGGGCAAGCGGCCCAGCCCCUCACCUGCCCUGCUGCAGGGGACCGCUCAGGAGGACCACCUGGACCUGUCGCUGACCUGCACCCUCAUGCCUCACACCCUUGAGCGGCCUGAGGGGUCCCCGGGGGCACCUGGCACCUCUCAGGGCCGAAAACGGCGGCAGACCAGCAUGACAGAUUUCUAUCACUCCAAACGCCGGCUGAUCUUCUCCAAGAGGAAGCCCUAAUCCACCCACUCGAAGCCUCAAGCUCCUAGAAAGGAGGGGUCCCCCCCAACCCCUCCGCCCUCCCCUUCUACACCUGUUGCCUUUAGUCCUCCAGUUGUGCGUCUUAAUUAUUAUUUGUGUUUUAAUUUAAACUGCUCCUCAUGUAUAUACCCUGCUCGCCACCACCCUCCCCCCAUUCUUCCCCAGCCUUUGGCAUUUAGAAUUAUUUAAAAAACCAUUAGACCGCAAAAUGAUAGGCUUAUUAGAGUGCUAGGUAUUUUUAUUAUGCGAGCUAUUAUUUAAGACGUCUUCAUCCUGUGCUCCCCACUUCCGCUCUCCCAGAGGUAAGGUGGGGCUGGCCUGACCCUCCCCUGCUGGGUGGUGCUCUCUGGAGGAGCCUGGCUCCCUCUGCUCACCGCCUCAUAGGUGUUAUGAAAUUCCACCCCUUUCCUGCAUUCCCAAACCCGGAUUCUUUAUAAUUUGAGAAGUAAAUAGAUAGCACUUUGAAGGGGGCU
Odobenus rosmarus divergens (Pacific walrus) is the source of this 1076-nucleotide messenger RNA. It is a transcript of the gene CDKN1A, whose product is annotated as cyclin-dependent kinase inhibitor 1A (p21, Cip1). Bases 97 to 582 code for a protein of 161 amino acids. Lineage: Eukaryota; Metazoa; Chordata; Mammalia; Carnivora; Odobenidae. Gene Ontology annotation, molecular function: cyclin-dependent protein serine/threonine kinase inhibitor activity. The transcript has 3 exons. The record is from RefSeq and is a predicted model, not a curated record. Gene Ontology annotation, biological process: signal transduction by p53 class mediator; regulation of mitotic cell cycle. Gene Ontology annotation, cellular component: nucleus.